GGGGUUGGUGGGUGUCCUUGAGCCCUCAGGAAUAAGAUGGCGGUUCUCUGGAGGCUGAGUGCCCUUUGCAGUGCCCAAGGAAGCCGAGCUCUGUUGCUGCAAACCCCAGUGUUCAGACCUGCUCAUAUCUCAGCAUUUCUUCAGGACCGACCUACACCAGACUGGUGUGGAGUGCAGCACAUUCACUUGUCACUGAGCCACCAUUCUGGUUCCAAGACUGCAUGUCUCCACUGGACUAGUGAAAGGGUUGUCAGUGUUUUGCUCCUGGGUCGGCUUCUGGCUGCUUAUUUGAAUCCUUGCUCUGCGAUGGACUACUCCCUGGCUGCAACCCUCACUCUUCAUGGUCACUGGGGCUUUGAACAAGUUGUUACUGUUCAUAGGGACAUUUGGCAGAAAGCUGCCAAGGCAGGGCUUUUGGCAAUUUCAGUUUUAAACUUUGCUGGGCUUUGCUAUUUCAACCAUCACGAUGUGGACAUCUGCAAAACUGUUGCCAUGCUGUGGAAGCUCUGACCUUUCUGACUUAAUACUUUGAAGAAUUGAUGUAUGCUUCUUUUCCUCUGUGUUGUCAUGCCGUUCAACUCACAAUCAGGAAGAAAUAGAAGAUGAGUCCAUUGGUGGACAGCCUUCUUCUCUUAAUCACAAGAUUAUUUUCAGAAUUUAAUCUUUAAGGAAAAGGUUUGAGAGGAAUUUUGUCUAAGAAGUUGUGAGACUGAGUUCUGUAUUCUGGUGAGUUAAUGGGGUUGCCUCCCAGCUUCUCAAAAGACUCAUAGUAUAACAAAACAUGAUAUAUGAGCCUUUUAAUUUAUCAAUCUCUUAAAGAGAAUCCAGCUUUAUUACUAUUAAUAUAUAAUCAAACUUCUGUAUUUGCCCUGGGAGUAGUGGACAAAGGGAAAUACUGUUAAUUCAUGAAUAAAAACUUUGCAGAAACUUAGAUAGUGUUUAAUUUUUUAAAACUUCCUUCUCUAUUCAGUAGAUACCACCUACUGAUGGUUGCAUAUACUAGGGAAAUUUUAAAAUUAGGAAAUGCUGAUAUCUCACAUUAUCAAUUUCUAAAUCUUAAGAAAAAUAGCUUGGAGUGCUUCUGAAUAUAGAGAGGUUCCAUUUAAGGGCAAGGUUCCCCUUGUAGAUAUAUCAAACUAUUACAAAGUAUAAACUGAGACUUAAUCCUCAAAUUUGUUCUACUUGUUCUAAAACAAUCCGUCCACAAAUAUAAAACCAUAAGUAAUAAA
This is a messenger RNA of Mandrillus leucophaeus (drill), 1229 nucleotides long. Its product is annotated as succinate dehydrogenase [ubiquinone] cytochrome b small subunit, mitochondrial-like. Gene Ontology annotation, biological process: tricarboxylic acid cycle; mitochondrial electron transport, succinate to ubiquinone. Gene Ontology annotation, cellular component: membrane; mitochondrial envelope. The record is from RefSeq and is a predicted model, not a curated record. NCBI's taxonomy places the organism in Eukaryota, Metazoa, Chordata, Mammalia, Primates, Cercopithecidae. Gene Ontology annotation, molecular function: ubiquinone binding; heme binding.